AGGAAAAGCGAGAGCGUGAGCGAGAGAGCAGUGUGUCUCUGAAGCCUCUCUCAGUCUUCUGCUGCACUCGUCUUUCACACACAUCGCUCAGACAGGAGGAGAUGAAGAUGAAGGUGAUGAUGAUGAUGGCGCUGGUCCUCCUCGCCGCUCCGCUCGUGGGGGCGGUCCCAGGGUUCCAGCUGCGUCUGGUGGGCGGCAGGAACAGGUUCGAGGGUCGUCUGGAGGUUCUGUAUAACGGCGCCUGGGGGACCGUGUGCGACGACGAGGUCAACAUCAACCUGGCCAACGUGGUGUGUCGCGAACUGGGCUUUUCCCGCGGACUCACCUGGGCCCACAGCGCCAAGUUCGGCAAGGGCCAGGGGCCGAUCUGGCUGGAUAACGUCUGGUGUUCGGGCAGCGAGAGCUCUCUGGCGGAGUGUCGCUCGAACGGCUGGGGAGUGAGCGACUGCAACCACGCUGAAGACCUGGGGGUCAUCUGCAGCCCGGAUCCUCCCAGCCAGGGCCACGUCCCUCGUUACCAAGAGCCUUCUUCUCCUCAGAGCUCCAGCCUGGUCUCCAGCGCUCCUCAGCGGGGCCACGAGAUCGCUCUUCACCGGGGCCGGGGCCCGUCGUCUCCGCAGCUCAACGCCCAUCGUAUCCAGCUGCGCAGGAACGGCUUGGAGAGCGGGGUCACGGGUCUGCCCCAGGGCCACCGCAUCCCGGACUUCCCGCGGAGCAGAGCCUCGUACAGAAGAUCGCCGGUGACGCCCGCUCAGACCAGCAGGGUCCCCGAGAGACCGGAGCCGGCGCCUGAGCCGGUCUACAGCCGCGAGCCGGUCCAACCCGGCCUGGAGCACGGGAACAGGAUGGACCUGGACUUCACGGACGAGCAGCCGUCCGGCCCGGUCCAGCUGGACGAGGUGCGCCUGCAGCCCGUUCUGAGCGCCGCUCGCAGCGCCGCCAUGGUAACGGAAGGCGUGCUGGAAGUGAGGCAUGCUGGGAAGUGGAGGCAGGUGUGCAGUCUGGGCUGGGAUCUGAGCAGCAGUCGGGUGGCGUGUGGGAUGCUGGGAUUCCCUUCAGCGGAGCAACCCGACACACGCCUGUACCGGAAACUGUGGGACUCCAAGAUGGAGGAUCCAGCCACGAGGUCGGCGGUCAGUAAGAAGGCGUUCUGGGUCGAGCGGGUCCAGUGUUCUGGUUCCGAGGUCUCUCUGGGUCAGUGUCGAGCGCAGCUCUCCGUCCCGAGGCACGAGGUUCCCUGCGCCGGAGCGAUGCAUGCGGUGGUGCGCUGUGUUCCCGGCGCUCAGUUCUCCAGAAGCUCCGCCUCCGGACACCAGCAGGCCCCGCACCUGCAGGCGGCGGUGCGUCUGAAGGCCGGUCCGAGGCUGGGUGAGGGUCGUGUGGAGGUUCUCCGUGAGGGAAAGUGGGGGACAGUGUGUGACCAUCUGUGGGAUCUGACCGCGGCCAGCGUGGUCUGCAGAGAGCUGGGCUUCGGCUCGGCCAGAGAGGCCCUGCGAGGAGCGCUCAUGGGCCAAGGUACGGGUCUGAUCCACAUGAACGAGGUGCAGUGUUCGGGCCGGGAGAGCUCCAUCACACAGUGCCGCUUCCAGGAGGUUCAGCGUUACUCGUGCAAACACUCCCAGGAUGCAUCUGUCCGCUGUAACGUCCCCAACGCCGGCCUGAGCGCUACGGUGCGUCUGGCGGGCGGCCGGGAGGCGACGGAGGGCCGGGUGGAGGUGCUGAUGGAGGAGAACGGUCAGCAGAGGUGGGGCUCCGUCUGCAGCGAGAACUGGGGCAUUAACGAAGCCAUGGUGGUGUGUCGACAGCUCGGCUUCGGCUUCGCUUCCAGGGCCCAUCAGGAGACCUGGUUCUGGCCCAGCAGCUCCGGAGACCAGGACCCGCUUCUGAGCGGAACACACUGCACCGGAAACGAGAUCUCCAUCCAGCACUGCCACAGAAACACACACCUGUACUGCCCACGAGGGGGCGGAGCCAGAGCCGCAGGGGUCACCUGUGUGGAUGUGGCUCCUGAUCUGGUGAUCGACGCUCAGCUGGUUCAGGAGUCAGCGUAUCUGGAGGACCGUCCUCUUCACCUGCUGACCUGUGCUCACGAGGAGAACUGUCUGUCGUCGUCUGCUGCUCGUAUGAGCUGGCCGUACGGUCACCGGCGGCUGCUGCGCUUCUCCUCACGCAUCAUGAACCUCGGGCGAGCCGACUUCAGGCCCAAAGCCUCGCGGGACUCCUGGACCUGGCACCAGUGCCACCGACACUACCACAGCAUCGAGGUCUUCACGCACUAUGACCUCCUGACCCUGAACGGCACGAAGGUCGCUGAAGGUCACAAGGCCAGCUUCUGUCUGGAGGACACCUACUGCCCCGAAGGCCUGACCAAACGCUACGCCUGCUAUAACAUGGGCGAGCAGGGCAUCAGCGUGGGCUGCUGGGAUACGUACCGCCACGACAUCGACUGCCAGUGGGUGGACGUCACCGACGUGAGGCCCGGAGACUACAUCUUCCAGGUGGAGGUCAAUCCCUCGCUGGACAUGGCCGAGUCUGACUUCAACAACAACGUGAUGCGCUGCCGCUGCCGCUACGACGGAGCACGAGUCUACCUGUACAGCUGCCACACCGGUGACGCUUACAGCGCAGAGAUAGAGGACCUGUUUGAACACCAGCGUCAGAUCUCAAACAACUUCCUCUGAUGGACCGAAGCGUUUCUCUGAUCGCGACAUCGCGUCGCAACACUCGCUGGGCGGAGCCUGCGUGAUUGACGGGUAGGGGGUGGGGUUAGUGUGAUGAUUGACAGGCGGGCGUUUACAGUACAUUUUGGCCAGUAUUCAUGAAGCAGAAGAUCAGAAGAACUUCCUGCCGUUAUAAUGAAGGGAUUUCAGGAGUUUCCAGCACAUCUGGAUGAUUCAUCUUCAUCAUCUGUUCCAGAUUCCAGGAAAUAAUGUUAUGCCACAAAAUAAUAAUAAAAAAAAAACACUAACAGUGACAAUCGGUCAUGAUGAAAUUGGAACAUCGUUUUUCCGAAUGGAACAAUUUAAAGUAAACACAAUAGAAUAGUCUUUUUUCCUGCUCGUUUCAUUUUGCUCGUUUUGGUUUGUUGGAGAGAAAACAUGUUUAUUCUCUGUCUUUCAUUUUAAAAUCUCUCUGAAGAUCAGCAGCUCUCAACCAGACUGACUUCAAAGUAUUUCACUUCAUUCUCAAAUAUUUCUAGCAUUUCAUUGACGAUCAAAUAACCAUGAAUUUAACUUUUCAAAGUCUAAACAAUGCUUUCUAAUUCUACAUUUCUAUAUAAAAGAAACACACAAAAUGAAAUUCAGUAAUUAUUUGAUCACUGAACGUUUUUUAAACUUUUAGAAACACAAAAUGAAUCAUAUUUAAUGAAAUAUACUGAUAUCUACCUUACUCUCUGUUAAUUAUAAAGUAAAAAAAGAGCAUAAAACAGUGUUGAACAAUGGUUUGGAUGACGGAGGACGGUUGAGAGCGUGGUCUGUAGAGGAUUUCUGAUAUUUUGUGUGGGUCAUGUUUAUUUCUCUGGCCACUGGUGCUGAUUUUAGUGGCUCAUGUAGUCUUUAUUAUUAUACUUUAUUAGAAUCUGUGUAACGAAUGUUUCAUCACUGUUGUCUCGGCAUGAACAGGUUUAUGAACUCUGUCUGACCUCAGGCUUUCUCUCUAUGAAGAGGAACAGGCGGUCUCUUUUACAGAUUGUGCUUCAAUACUUGAAAAAUAAACGUCUCGUGUCAAACAUAAGAAA
Messenger RNA from Puntigrus tetrazona (Sumatra barb), 3739 nucleotides. Its product is annotated as lysyl oxidase homolog 4. Gene Ontology annotation, molecular function: protein-lysine 6-oxidase activity; copper ion binding. The record is from RefSeq and is a predicted model, not a curated record. Gene Ontology annotation, cellular component: membrane. Gene Ontology annotation, biological process: peptidyl-lysine oxidation. Lineage: Eukaryota; Metazoa; Chordata; Actinopteri; Cypriniformes; Cyprinidae.